Messenger RNA from Anolis sagrei ordinatus, 3360 nucleotides. It is a transcript of the gene C2H17orf75, whose product is annotated as chromosome 2 C17orf75 homolog. Lineage: Eukaryota; Metazoa; Chordata; Lepidosauria; Squamata; Anolidae. Gene Ontology annotation, cellular component: trans-Golgi network. The record is from RefSeq and is a predicted model, not a curated record.
AUAGAACGCAACACUGUACGGCAACGGGGGAAGGGGUUUUCCUUGCUCCCAGCCCUGAAACAAGGCAAAGAUGUUGCCUUCCCUCCAGCUGUCUGUUGACGGAGAUGAGAGGGAACUGGAGAGCAGCGAGGAGGGGGGCGGCUUGCCGGAGGAACGGAAGCCGGAGCGCAGCAGCAACAGCUACUACUGUUUGUACGGCUAUCAAGGCUGCCGGUUAACUCAGGGAGGAGAAAAUGAUGAUGGGAGUCCAAGCAGUACUUCGGCUGAAUCCCCAUCUUCUGAUGAUUUCAGCCUGUCUUUGGUGGACACUAACUUACCCCCUGAAGCAGAGAUGGAGCUGCGCAGUUAUAUUGCCAAACAGUUUGCAAAGGGGUCCUUCUUUGAAGGAAUGGGCAACGUUACAUCAGUGGAGUUGAGUAUACCAGAAAGCCGAGUUGGUUGUUAUUACUGUCUGCUCCAACCAGAAAAAUCUACAGAAACAGGAAACCUGGAAUCAAGCGACAGCGCCUUGGACUACGUGGUCUGUUUUUUGGGAGGCUCAGAGAAGGGGCUUGAGCUGUUCAGACUUGAGCUUGACAGAUAUGUUCAAGACCUGAAGAUUAACCUAGAUUCAGAGGAAAAUAACUUGGAAACCUGCAUAAAACCUUUCCUCGGAACGUGGUUUGAGGAUUCAGUCUGCCCAAUUCAGAGAGUGGUACAGCUUUUCCAGGAGAAACUUGCAUUUCUCUUACAUGCUGCUCUGAGUUGCACCCCAGUUGAAGUCAAAGACUCUGAUGGAAUGACAAAAAAGGAUAUUCACAAGUUUCUUAGAGCAGCAAGCCUUCAGGAUCUUGUCCGGGAAACCACAAUGGCUUCAUUAUGUACAGCAAUGACCGAAGGACACAAACCAGUGGAGAUAGAUUGCAAUGGACCACAGCUGCAGUUCCAUAAUGCAGGUGGAAACAAGUUCUGUGAAGACUGGAUGCAGGCAUUUCUGAACGGUCCUGAAGGAGGAAACCCAUUUCUUUUCCAGCAGAUACUGGAGAACUUUAAACUGAAGGCCAUCCAAGACAUCAACAAUCUGAAGCGGUUCAUCAGACAGGCAGAAAUGAGCCAUUACGCUCUAUUCAAGUGCUACUUGUUUCUGAAGAAUUGUGGCAGUGGAGAUGUCCUCUUGAAGAUCGUGAAAGUGGAACAUGCAGAAAUGCCUGAAGCCAAAAGCGUCAUCAGUGUCCUUGAGGAAUUCAUGAGAGAACCAGCUUGUAGGUUAAAUUCCUCUCCAGAACGUAGGACUCCUUACACAUUGCAGAAUUAAUGUAUAUCUAUAUGCAAUCUUAACGUGUGCAAACAAAUGUGCAUUACAAAUCCCACAAAGUGCACAGUAUGGAGAAGUGCAACUGAUUCCCUCACAGCAUUUAAAUGUAGUCAUGAAAAAACACUCGUUUUGCAUAUUGCAGUGUAUGUACAGAGUAUAUUGUUUUGGUGGUCCAGGAAUAAAUGGCUAGCUUUGGCAUCCAUUCCCUUUCAAUCCUUUUCUUGCAUGCCUGGUUUAAGAGGCAAUUUCUUGGACUCAUUAAACAUGAUGUAAGAAAUGUGGGCAUUCAGCAUUCCUUUCAAAACUUGUUGGAAACCAGAAAGUAAAACUUUGGUUUGUCAUCCUGGCUUGAAGGUUUAAAACUGACAUAACAAAACAUUUGCAGGUAGGAAUGCGAGAGGAGGAGGAGGAAAGAUGAAAAUAUUUGAAUAUGUUGGUUGUUUCUGUGUAUCCUAAGCUGUUUUUUGGACUGGGACAUUAUGCUUUUAUCCAGCCAUCCUGUUGUUAUCAUGUGCUUUCAAGUCAUUUCUGUCCUAUGGUGACUGUAAGGGUUUUCUUGGCAGAAUUUGUUCAGAGGGAGUUUGUCCUUACCUUCUUCUGAAGCUGAGAGUGUGUGAUUUGCUUCAGGUCAACCAGUAGGUUUCAGUGCCUGAUCAGGGAUUUAACCCCUGAUCUCCAGAGUCAUAGUCCAAUGCUCAGACUACUACAUCUAGAUUUAUUUUGAACUGUACAAUAGAACUUAUCUUUGGCUGGAUCUGAAUUUAGACAGAUAUAUCUAGCCCCUGGUGGCACAGCUCGUUAAACUGCUGAGCUACUGAACUUGCUGAAUGAAAGGUUGGCAGUUUGAAUCCAGGAAGAGGGGUGAGCUCUCACUGUUAGCCCCAGCUUCUGUCAACCUAGCAGUUCGAAAACAUGCAAAUUUGAGUAGAUCAAUAGGUACUGCUCUGGUGGGAAGGUAACGGUGCUCCAUGCAGUCAUGUUGGCCACAUGACCUUGGAGGCGUCUACAGACAACACUGGCUCUUCAGCUUAGCAAUGGAGAUGAGCACCAUUUCAGGAUUUUCUUGACAAAAUUUGUUCAGAGGUGGCUUGUUCUGAGGCUGAGAGUUUGUGAGCUGUCCAAGGUCAGCCAGUAGGCUUCCAGGGCUAAACAAGGAAGGAUAGGAUUCACACCCCGGUCUCCCAGAGUCCCAGUAUAACACUCAAAGCACUGUUCAAUAAUAGCUGUCACCUUGACAUAGGACCAUUCCUCUUCUUAUUAAGGGAGGUGUGGCCCUGCCUGAUGCAGUUGCAGUCUUGGCACAGGAAUGUCACUUUUCUUCCUUAUGCAUCACCCUUAUACAUCCCUCUUUAUGUUUGUGUAGGAAUUGCUUCUGCUAGAUCAUGGUGGGUGCCAAAUUGAAUUGAAGCAGUGGAUGAAUCCAGUACUGAAAUGAGAUUUCCUUAAGAUUAGCUGUUAAUUAUUUAAUUAUAGUUGUCUCUGUAAAAUAUGACUUUGACUUUGCAAGGUUUUCUUUUGGCAUAUUUCUACUGACCAUCUCAUUUUAAAAGCAGAGAGAGCGGGAGAAGCUGAACAAUAGAUUGUAGGAUCUGUGCACAAUUGUGAGAAGAAAACAAUAGUUACAAACACAAUAGAAAAAUAUUUUUUUGACAUUUUAUACAGCACUCCACUUUGCAAGUACUGUGUCUGCUCCGAGAGCUCUUGAGGGGAAACCAUCGUCUCUUCAAACUUUCCUUUAAGGCAAAAUUACUUCAUUUUGAGGUUUAAUGCUUAGCCAAAGGGGAGAGGGGUGUCACAUGUACUAAAGAAAAGAAAGGUGACAUCUACCUUUAUUUGUAAACUUAACAGAUAUUGUGGAGAGGUAUACUGUGAUUACUAUAUCAAUUAAACAUGAUUGACAAUGUAUUUUUCUUGCACACAUUCAGCCUGUGGACUUCUGUGUAUUGUAUAAAUUGCCGUGUUACUAAUUUGUAUUCUAUUUGAGUUUCCUGAGGAACCUCAUUAGCGAGUUUUCUUUCAUUAGAAAUCAGUGCUUAAUUAUGAUAUUAAAAUGUAUUUGCCAUCAA